Molecule: messenger RNA, 4714 nt
Organism: Vitis vinifera (wine grape)
Lineage: Eukaryota; Viridiplantae; Streptophyta; Magnoliopsida; Vitales; Vitaceae
Product: protein GIGANTEA
Exons: 15
Coding region: 820-4332 (1170 amino acids)
Biological process (GO): regulation of long-day photoperiodism, flowering; regulation of circadian rhythm; response to stress
Cellular component (GO): nucleus
Source: RefSeq, a predicted model, not a curated record
UAAUAAUGGGACUCGGGGGGAACACCGAGAUGCCUCUCACCUCUUUUGUCUCCCUUUCAUCUCCUCCACACACUUUUGACUUCAAACGCAAGCCUCAUGCAUCAUGAGAUGGUUAUGAUAGGGAUGAUGGUAAGCCAUCAUGUCCACGCCAUGCCCAUGCCAUCUUCAUGCCCAGCCACUCAGGCUGAAGGAAAAUAUCAUAGCCACGUAUGCACGCAUUCUUUUGCUAGGAGACCGGCUAAAGAUCUCUCUUUCUCUCUCUACUUUCUCUCUCUAUACUCCACAUACUUCCACAACUACAGCCUCUUAAAAUCUAAAGAAACAAGGAGCCCAUAAAGCUUACACAAAUAAAAAUCUUAGCUUUCAUCUCCAGAGGGAAAAGCACAGAAAAAUCGGGGAAUCAGUGUGGGAGAGUUUCCGGAAUUUCUAAAUUCUCACACCGAAGAAUCAGAAUAUCUGUUUGUACCAUACAAAAUCAGUGUAAAUUGAAUCUAUGAAUGUUUACUGUUCAGAGGCAAGGAGGAAUUUGUAGUUGGGACAGGAACACUGGUGAAAAUUAAUUUUUUUUUGUUGGGAGAGGUGCAAUAGUUCCCUCUUUUUUUCUUGGAUUCUUUUAAUACAAUUUUUUGUAAUGCAUUUGGGCUCACUGCUUCUUGUUAAUUGAUUAUUUCAGAGACUUGGGGCCGUGCAAUGCGGGGAACGGUGAAGUACGAUAUUUUGGUACUUGAUUGGUAGCUGUCGAAGUGGAAGUUAGUGGCUUUUAGUGUUGGUUCUGUUGUGUGUUACUUCUUGUAAUUGGCAUCAAAGGAAGAUAUUUAUAUGGCUAGUUCAUGUGAAAGAUGGAUCGAUGGUCUCCAAUUCUCCUCAUUGUUCUGGCCCCCCCCGCAAGAUGUGCAGCAACGGAAGGCUCAAAUUACUGCCUAUGUUGACUACUUCGGUCAGUUCACAUCAGAACAAUUCCCUGAAGAUAUUGCUGAGUUGAUUCGGAGCCGUUAUCCGUCAAAGGAACAGCGCCUUUUUGAUGAUGUCUUGGCAACGUUUGUUCUUCAUCAUCCGGAACAUGGGCAUGCUGUCGUUCUUCCAAUUAUUUCGUGUAUCAUUGAUGGUACACUGGUGUAUGAUAGGUGUACUCCUCCUUUUGCCUCUUUCAUUUCCUUGGUCUGCCCAAGCAGCGAGAAUGAGUAUUCUGAACAAUGGGCUCUGGCAUGUGGGGAGAUUUUGCGAAUUUUAACUCAUUACAAUCGCCCAAUUUACAAGGUGGAACAUCAGAGCAGUGAAGCAGAUAGAAGCAGCAGUGGCAGGCAUGCUACAACAAGUGACUCUGUAGAUGGGAAAUCCUCUCAAGGACCGUUACUACAAAAUGAGAGGAAACCUUCAAGGCCUUUGUCUCCCUGGAUUACUGAUAUAUUGCUUGCUGCACCUCUGGGUAUCAGAAGUGACUACUUUCGUUGGUGCGGCGGUGUUAUGGGGAAAUAUGCAGCUGGAGAACUAAAGCCACCUUCAACUGCUUCUACUCGUGGAUCUGGAAAGCACCCCCAGCUCAUUCCAUCAACUCCAAGGUGGGCUGUUGCUAAUGGUGCAGGUGUGAUAUUAAGUGUUUGUGAUGAAGAAGUAGCUCGCUAUGAGACUGCAACUUUAACAGCAGCUGCAGUUCCUGCACUUCUGCUUCCUCCUCCAACAACAGCUUUGGAUGAGCAUCUAGUUGCUGGGCUUCCAGCCCUGGAGCCAUAUGCUCGCCUAUUUCAUCGCUACUAUGCAAUUGCUACUCCAAGUGCCACACAACGACUUCUUCUAGGACUACUGGAAGCACCACCAUCAUGGGCUCCAGAUGCUCUUGAUGCUGCAGUACAGCUUGUGGAACUUCUUCGGGCAGCUGAAGAUUAUGCAUCAGGCAUGAGGCUCCCAAGGAACUGGAUGCAUUUGCAUUUCUUGCGUGCAAUUGGUACUGCAAUGUCCAUGAGAGCAGGGAUUGCUGCAGAUGCUGCUGCAGCAUUACUUUUUCGCGUACUUUCACAGCCUGCAUUGCUUUUUCCUCCUCUAAGACAAGUCGAAGGAUUUGAAUUUCAGCAUGAACCUUUAGAUGGUUAUAUUUCAUCCUACAAGAAGCAGAUAGAAGUGCCUGCAACUGAAGCAACUAUUGAAGCCACUGCCCAAGGGAUUGCAUCAAUGCUUUGUGCACAUGGUCCCGAGGUUGAAUGGAGAAUUUGCACCAUAUGGGAAGCUGCUUAUGGCCUAAUUCCUUUAAGUUCCUCAGCUGUUGAUCUUCCUGAAAUUAUAGUUGCAACCCCAUUGCAACCUCCCAUUUUAUCAUGGAACCUUUAUAUACCCCUUCUUAAAGUCCUGGAAUAUCUUCCUCGUGGAAGUCCAUCUGAAGCAUGUCUCAUGAAGAUAUUUGUUGCUACAGUGGAAUCAAUUCUUCAGAGGACAUUUCCAGCUGAGUCCUCCAGAGAAAAUAUCAGAAAAACAAGAUACCUUUUUGGAAUAGGGUCUGCCUCCAAAAACCUGGCUGUGGCUGAGCUUCGUACAAUGGUCCAUGCACUAUUUCUAGAAUCAUGUGCAUCUGUAGAGCUUGCUUCACGCCUUCUUUUUGUUGUGUUAACCGUUUGUGUCAGUCAUGAAGCUGCUCAGCAGAAUGGAAGCAAAAGACCAAGAGGUGAAGAUAGCCAUCUUUCUGAGGAAAUCACCGAGGACUUGUCAGAUGCAUCUGGAAAUCAGAGAGACACGAAAACCAGAAAAAUGAAAAAACAAGGGCCUGUAGCAGCUUUUGAUUCUUAUGUUCUUGCUGCUGUUUGUGCUCUUGCAUGUGAACUUCAAUUAUUCCCUUUGAUUGCUAGGGGAACUAAUCAUUCAGCCUCUAAAGAUGUACAGAUCAGAGCAAAGCCUGCAAAAUUAAAUGGAUCUUCUAGUGAAUUCCGCAAUAGCAUUGACUCUGCCAUUCGUCAUACCCACAGAAUAUUAGCAAUUUUAGAGGCACUCUUUUCACUGAAGCCAUCUUCUGUUGGCACCUCUUGGAGUUACAGUUCAAAUGAAAUUGUUGCUGCUGCUAUGGUUGCUGCUCAUGUUUCUGAACUAUUCAGACGAUCAAAAGCUUGUAUGCAUGCCCUCUCUGUCUUGAUGAGAUGCAAGUGGGAUGAAGAAAUCUACACCAGGGCUUCUUCACUCUAUAACCUCAUUGACAUUCAUAGCAAAGCUGUUGCAUCCAUUGUCAACAAGGCAGAACCACUAGAAGCACACUUAAUUCAUGCAACAGUUUGGAAGGACAGCCCUGGGCAUAAAGAUGGCAGCAAAGAAGAUGACUGUGCAAGCACUAGCUGCUUCAAAUCAGUGAAUCCCUUGCUUCUGCACUCUGAAGAUUCAGCUUAUUCAAAAAGUUUACCUCAAUUUGAGAAAGCACCACAUUUAAAUGAAGGCACAGGAAAUAGCUUGGGUAAAGGUAUUGCAAGCUUCCCAUUAGAUGCUUCAGAAUUGGCCAAUUUCCUCACUAUGGACAGGCAUAUAGGAUUUAGUUGCAGUGCACAAGUUCUUCUAAGAUCAGUACUCGCAGAGAAACAAGAGUUAUGUUUCUCUGUUGUUUCACUUCUUUGGCACAAGUUAAUUGCAGCCCCAGAAACAAAACCUAGCGCAGAAAGCACUUCUGCCCAACAAGGAUGGAGACAGGUGGUUGAUGCGCUAUGCAACGUCGUAUCAGCAUCACCGGCAAAAGCAGCUACAGCAGUUGUUCUUCAGGCUGAGAGGGAAUUGCAGCCUUGGAUUGCUAAAGAUGAUGAUCUAGGUCAGAAGAUGUGGAGAAUCAACCAAAGAAUUGUAAAAUUGAUCGUGGAGCUAAUGAGGAAUCAUGAUAGACCUGAAUCGCUAGUAAUUUUGUCAAGUGCUUCAGAUCUUCUUCUACGUGCCACAGAUGGAAUGCUUGUGGAUGGAGAAGCAUGCACGUUACCUCAAUUGGAGCUUCUGGAAGCAACAGCUAGAGCAGUUCAACUUGUACUGGAAUGGGGAGAAUCUGGAUUGGCUGUUGCAGAUGGCCUUUCAAACCUGUUAAAGUGUCGUGUACCAGCUACCAUCCGAUGCCUUUCUCAUCCAAGCGCACAUGUCCGUGCCCUCAGCACAUCAGUUCUUCGUGAUGUUCUGCAAAGUGGCUCAAUAAAACCUCAUAUCAAACAAGGGGGCAGAAAUGGCAUCCACUCUUAUCAGUAUGUAAAUUUAGGCAUCAUUGACUGGCAAGCAGAUAUUGAAAAAUGCUUGACAUGGGAAGCUCAUAGCAGGCUAGCUACUGGAAUGACUAAUCAAUUCCUUGAUGUUGCUGCCAAGGAACUAGGCUGUACUAUUUCCAUUUAACAUCAACUAAGAUUUGGCAACCUCUCUUGUUUUUAUGAAUAUAUUCAUUUCCAGUGAGACUUACAAAUAGAAACAACAUAACCAAUCGGCUUGGGGAUGUUGGUAGGCCAGAGGAAUAACUGAUUAAUUCUGUUAUUCUAGUUAUAAAGCCACAGAUGCCACUACAAUCCUCAUGCAAGGACAAUUGAUGUACAGUUAGACUGUAGACUGGGCCAAAAUGGGGCUUUGUAUCGUGUUGUAUUAAUUUCAACUCUGCCCAGGUUAGUUUCUUCUGUUAUAGGCCUGAAUCACUUCAUGUAAUUUGGUUACCUUUGACAGAGAUGGCAAAAUCAGGUGGUAGCAUCAUGUUGAAUAGAUUCCACAUCGGCUACAUUUUGAAAAA